Messenger RNA from Exophiala bonariae, 1191 nucleotides. RefSeq lists its product as uncharacterized. The coding region runs from base 1 to 1191 and encodes 396 amino acids. The record is from RefSeq and is a predicted model, not a curated record. Lineage: Eukaryota; Fungi; Ascomycota; Eurotiomycetes; Chaetothyriales; Herpotrichiellaceae. The transcript is spliced from 4 exons.
AUGGCGCAGCAACCGGCUCACGCACAAGGAGGGUGGUAUCCUCCCCCUCCAGAUGGACAACAAUCAUUCCCUCCUCCACCAACUCAACAAUCAGCCAACUACUUUCCCCCUCCACCGAGUUCCCCACCGGCUCACUCAUUCCCUCCACCACCCCUACAAGCAACACAGACACCCUCCCCGCCGCCUCUGCAACAGCCAACAGCCAAGAGACCAUACAAUUACGCCGCCGUUCCUGCCUCCGCCCCCGCUCACAAAACCACUUUCGAUCAUGGCGCCAUUCACCAGCGACAGCCCUCAUACAACGGUCCUCCUGAGCCUCAGCCAGGUGCGGUGCAUCAGCCUGGGGAACAGAUUUCGUCCCCACGGUAUCAGAGGCUGAAGAAUGAGACGACCGGCUUGGCUAAAGAAUUCGGCGGCCUCAUGCGGGCACCCACAGACACACAGUCCCAGAUGAUUGCAGGCGUGCCACAAGGUGGUCAAUUCGUUGGCGUGCAAGGCACACAGCAAGCAGAUGACGUGGGGACGUUCAAUGGCGGUUCGUAUCGCAUUUCACAUCGAGACACAAACUCGAUUUUGACUAUUCAACUGGCCGUGGGUUGCCCAUUGACUGCCAAACCUGGUGCCAUGAUUGCCAUGUCACCCUCGGUCCAACUCAAGGGAACGGUCAAGUUCAGCAUGAAGAAACUACUGAUUGGUGGUGAGCUGGCGCACUCCAUCUUCACCGGUCCCGGUGAACUACUUUUGGCUCCAAGUACUCUCGGCGACAUCACAAUUCUUCAGAUGGGUGGCAAUGACAAUUGGACCGUGGGACGCGAUGCCUUUCUCGCAUGCACCCAGGGCGUUAUCAAGGACUACAAAAGCCAAGGUAUCAGUAAAGCCAUGUUUUCAGGCGAAGGGAUGUUUGUCUACAGAAUGUCUGGCAAAGGUCUGUUAUGGGUGUCGACAUUUGGUGCCAUUUUGAAGAAAGACCUUAUCGACGGCGAGCGCUAUAUUAUUGACAACGGCCACCUUGUGGCCUGGAACUGCAAGUACGUCCUCGAGCGCGUGGCCAGCGGUGGCAUCAUCUCUGGCGUCGCUAGCGGAGAAGGUCUCGUCUGCAAAUUCACUGGCCCUGGCACCGUCUACAUGCAGACUCGUAACCCGACGGCCUUCCAGGCUUUCAUCACUGGUUCUGCGGCUAAGGAGAUGUAA